This is a messenger RNA of Panonychus citri (citrus red mite), 2385 nucleotides long. RefSeq names its product ubiquitin carboxyl-terminal hydrolase 48-like. The coding region runs from base 346 to 2283 and encodes 645 amino acids. The record is from RefSeq and is a predicted model, not a curated record. Gene Ontology annotation, biological process: protein deubiquitination. NCBI's taxonomy places the organism in Eukaryota, Metazoa, Arthropoda, Arachnida, Trombidiformes, Tetranychidae. Gene Ontology annotation, molecular function: cysteine-type deubiquitinase activity; cysteine-type endopeptidase activity. Gene Ontology annotation, cellular component: nucleus; cytosol. The transcript is spliced from 9 exons.
UAUAAGAAAGUUAUACAAGAAUUAAAUAAAUUAUUAAAAGGACUUGGCUAUAAUUUUACUAAAGAUGUUCAAGAAGAUAAUUAAGAAAAUAAUUAAAACGAUUAAAUUACUUCGAAAAUUAAUCAAAGAAAAUUCAAAAAAGGCGGUUUCCAAUUUGAUUGGUUCGCUGUUGGGUUGACAUUUUGUUGAUGAAUUUAAAUGAAAACAAGUCAAUAAUAAAAUUGAUAUGAUGGUAAACUUUUUUUGUUGUGUUGUUAUUAAUUGUUAGUGUUUGUUUUUUUUCUUAUUUAUUUAUUUUUUUUGUCAUUCCUUAAUUGGUCACUCGAUUGAAGGAUUCACCAUAAUAUGCCAGAGUAUGAAAAAGUCAACGAGAAAGCUGCUUCCGAUUGGGCUGCCACGGUGGAUGAUAAUUGUAUCACUUGGGAUCAUAUUUUGAAAGCAUAUCGACUUCAUCUGAAAUCUUGUUCUGUUAAAUCUAAUCCUUGCAAGCGAAACUGUAGUAAUAACCCAAAGUGCAUCAGUGGUUUAGGGGAGAAUCGUUUACUCAACACUAAGGAAGGCACCAAUAUUAAUUUGGAGGAUGAGGAAAGACGAGAACCAGGAUCUUUCGCUGGCUUGAAGAAUCUUGGAGCUACUUGUUAUGUCAAUAGUCAGUUGCAGGUUUGGUACCACAAUCCGUUCUUAAGGGAAGCCAUUUAUAAAUGGAAACCCGAUGACGACGAAAAGGAGAUUUCGGCUCAACUCAACAGAGCAGUUUCACUGACUGAUCUUUCCUCAGGGACCCAGUUCAAUCCCGUCUCUCCUGUCGGACAAUUACAAUUAAUAUUUGCGCGAUUACAGUUUAGUGCAAGACGCUAUGUCGAUCCAACCCAAUUUGUAAAUAGUCUACAACUUGAUGUUUCACAACAACAAGAUGCUCAAGAGUUUAGUAAACUUUUUCUAACUCUUCUUGAAGACGAUCUCUCCUCACAAAAGGACCAAAAAGUUAAAAAUAUCGUUCAAACGCAAUAUUGUGGCGAAUAUGAAUAUGUGACUAGAUGCAGCAAUUGUGGAACCGAGUCAUUCUCACCGUCAAAAUUUUAUGAACUAAGUCUUAACAUUAGAGGACAUAAAGAUAUUCACCAGUGUUUAGAUGAAUUCUUUUCGCCUGAGAUUCUGGAAGGAAGCAAUCAAUACUAUUGUAAUAUUUGUGAAAGCAAGCAGAACGUGAUCAGAACCAUUAGAUUGCGAAAGUGUCCACCUUACCUGAAUCUUCAGCUUCUUAGGUUUAUCUAUGAUCGUCAGAAAAAUUGUAGACGGAAGCUCAAUUCAUCUAUUAACUUUCCUCUCACUUUAGAUAUGAAGAAAUAUUUCCAAGAAAGUGUAUCGGUUGAUUGUACUGAAUACAAUUUAGUUGCUGUUCUGGUACAUAAAGGACAAUCGGCACAUUCAGGUCACUACAUAGCCCAUAUUAAAGAUCGUGAAACAGGCGAUUGGUACAAAUUCAACGAUGAAUUUGUUGAAAAAACGCAAGGAAAUGUAAUUAAAUUAUGUACUGAUAAUUCAAAAGAAUCUCCACCGAAAUUAUCGUCAGCAGUUUCCUUGCCGCUUGGAGAGAUCAAACCUUCAGCAUUUAAUGUGACAACUCCAUUUACGACAGGACCAAAUGCACCCCCAUUGUCAUCGUCUUCAUCCUCACCACCACCACCAACAUCAUCAUCAGUACCACAAACAUCAAACAAAACAACUAAGAAAGAGUCAACAAAAUUCAGCAAAGGCUCAUACAUGUUGGUUUAUAAAAGUUCAGUUCUUGACGAUAAAAAAUUACCUUCAGAUAGCUCAGUUCAAUGGGAUAUUCCUGAAUACUUACAAACAAUUGUGGUCGAGGAAAAUAGUAUAUUUGAAGACCACCUUGAAAUCAAAAGGAAAGAGAGAGAUCAGCGAUUAGCACUGAACAGAGAGAAACAGGAAGAGAUGUUAUCCAUCUACAAGAAACUUAUGCUUACUGAUAACGAAGAAUCUUUUGAAUGGAUAAGCAAGAAUUGGCUUAAAGAUUGGCUUCACAGCGACUUUGAGAGUCCGAUCCUCCACUGGACAAUUCCAAUGCCCUUUGUCCCCAUAAUAAGUACUUAUCUUUUCAAUCAUUCACCUUCUCAUCUUUUCAUCAACUCCCUUUCCUUCAACAAUAACACUCAUUUUAUUCAUGAAAGAACUUUCAUCUUGAUGAGAAUGAAAAUGAUGGAGAAAAAAAUCCAACUUGUUAUAAAAAAGCAGCAAAUGAACUUUGAUGAUAACCUUACAUAGUCAAUUCUAAAUUGACUAUGUUAUUAUUUCCAUUGUUAUCAUCAUGAUUAUUAUUGCAACAUUGUCUUUUCUAUAUAAUUUGAUGGCUAUCCUUAAAAGCUG